Molecule: messenger RNA, 1843 nt
Organism: Pseudomyrmex gracilis
Lineage: Eukaryota; Metazoa; Arthropoda; Insecta; Hymenoptera; Formicidae
Gene: Rim2
Product: solute carrier family 25 member 36-A
Exons: 6
Coding region: 365-1483 (372 amino acids)
Biological process (GO): pyrimidine nucleotide import into mitochondrion
Cellular component (GO): mitochondrion
Molecular function (GO): pyrimidine nucleotide transmembrane transporter activity
Source: RefSeq, a predicted model, not a curated record
UUUCAGUUGGAACAAAUUGAACAAGGUGAAGUGAUGUACGUCGUUCGCAGUAGUGUUGAUAUAAAAUAUAUUACGUAUUACAUUUAGUGCGGCGAUCGUUGAGUCUCGAUGUGCCUCGUCGAUAUUUUAAUCUGGAAAACGUAAUUCGUGUUAUAAAUUGUUUGCAUCAUAAGUUUACAGAGUUUGUUGUGCGAAUUGACUCAGUGAAUUGUGACGUGAAAUAGUACUUGAGAGAAUUUGGUGCGCGCCUUGUGUCUGGGGGGUAUUUCGUCCCGUUUUAUUUUCAGACAGUUUUAUCGCGGCCGUUUAGAGAUCGCGAAGGUGCAUGCUACCCUAGAUCCACCAGCGUAUCUCUUAGCAGAGGAUGUUGGAUCGCGACACGGCGAUACAUCUCGUCGCCGGAGGAGUGGCUGGUACAGCAGGAGCAAUAGUAACGUGUCCCCUCGAAGUAGUGAAGACUCGGUUGCAAUCAUCGUCUUCCGGUUUUUAUCCGCCGCCGCCGAUACACAAGGAAUUCACAUCUGGUCAUCCCACUUGCAAGGAUUCUCCGACGCCCGAACAACGCAGGAGAUUAUGCACCGGAUACCCCAGAUAUUCCAGUCACUUCGUGGCUCUCUCACAUUUCGGCGUCUCGACUUCUCCUCCGCACUCUUCCCGGCACACGCCGGGCAUCUAUCAAUGCUUACGAUAUAUUAUCAAACAUGAGGGAGCACGAGGAUUGUUCAAAGGGCUUGGCCCAAAUAUUGUUGGUGUGGCGCCUUCCAGAGCGAUUUAUUUCUGCGCGUACUCCAAGAGCAAAGUUGCAUUUAACGCAAUUCUACCACCUGAUACUCCGAUCGUGCAUGUUUUCUCUGCAACUUGCGCUGGUUUUACCGCGUGUACACUGACUAAUCCAAUUUGGUUCGUGAAAACAAGACUACAGUUGGAUCACCGAUCGCAAAAAGUCACAGCAAUAGAAUGCAUGCGAAGGAUAUAUCGGAAAUCGGGUAUUCUAGGAUUCUACAAAGGUAUUGUGGCGUCUUAUAUAGGCAUAAGUGAGACUGUGAUACACUUUGUGAUAUAUGAAGCGGUGAAGGCAUGGCUGGCUACACACAGAUCGCGAGCUUCGAGAACGGAUGACAGUAAAACAUUCCGUGACUUUGUUGAGUUCAUGGCAGCAGGCUCGUUUUCAAAAACGAUAGCAUCUACUAUUGCUUAUCCUCACGAAGUCGCGAGAACUCGGUUGAGGGAAGAAGGCACUAAAUACCGCUCGUUUUGGCAAACUUUAAAUACUGUGUGCAUGGAAGAAGGCGUAAAAGGUCUUUAUCGCGGUCUUGGUACUCAGCUGAUCCGGCAAAUUCCGAAUACCGCUAUCAUAAUGGCAACGUACGAGGCAGUGGUGUAUGUACUAACUCGACACUUCCGACCAGUUACAGUGACAUCUACCGCCGACGCGACAUCCGAAUUCUAUAACGAGACUAAGGCAAAGAGAGAAUUAGCCUAGGACUUGCUUACGGCCCCAGAGUAAAGGGCCAAUCUGUCAUCUGUUUCCCUUUCAGUAAGCAAAUACUGCGCGUACUCAGGGUACUUAACCUAAGAGAUCUAAUGCGCGUCUAGGUACAUCAAGAGCAGUUCGACGUUGGAAACAUAUUCGAUGUGUCCUUAUUAUUGCUCCAGAUGUAGCCAGAAGGUACCACAGCAUUGUUCGCAUUAUGCUCUAAACAUGUAGCAAAAAGUAGCCUUCCUCCUUUCAGGUAGCAUGUACAUACCCGGACACACGGACCGACGCAGGGAGAGAGAGAAAAGAGAAAGGGGAGGAGGGAGGGAGAGUAGGAGGGUAGGAGGGGGAGAGAAAGAGAGAGAG